AUGGCAAGCGAGCAGGAAUACAUGCUUGAGCAGGUCAAGACGACCCGAGUCGCCUCCGAUGACAUUGACAAGACUUUCCGUUCCAGCAGCAUCGAUCUUAUCUCCGCUGCUUUGGGUGGAAAGAUUUUGGCCUUCUCAGACGAAUGGUUCGCAGAGGCCACCAACUUGCUGACUCCCACUCCUCCCAUCAGACAGCCGGGUAAGAUGGUCUACACUGGCGCCUGGUACGACGGCUGGGAGACGAGACGUCACAACACUGAGCCCUUUGACUGGGUCAUAGUUCGUCUUGGUGUUGCGUCUGGAACCGUUGAAGGCGUUGAGGUUGACACAGCCUUUUUCUCUGGCAACCAUGCUCCUUCAAUUUCGGUCGAGGGCUGCUUCAACCUGAACGAUGAUGAGGUGGUCUCCUGGAAGGGAGGAAGGGGACAGUGGGAGACUAUCUUGGGCAACGAGGAGUGUGGCCCUUCUCAGCGCUUCGGGUGGAAGUUGACUGAGCCUAAGCAGAAGCAGUACACUCACGUCCGUCUGAACAUGUACCCAGACGGUGGUAUUGCCAGAUUCCGCCUCUUCGGGCAUGCUGUGCCGGUCUUUCCUGAUGAUAAGGAGGCCAUCUUUGACCUUGCAGCGGCACAGAACGGCGGUGUUGCCGUGUCUUGCAGUGACCAGCACUUUGGUACCAAGGACAACCUUCUCUUGCCCGGCCGGGGUAAGGACAUGGGAGAUGGAUGGGAGACGGCGAGAUCACGCACCAAGGGCCACGUGGACUGGACUAUUGUGCGCCUCGGAGCCCCUGGAUACAUUCAGAACGUCGUUGUUGACACGGCCCAUUUCCGUGGAAACUUCCCGCAGAAGGCCAAGAUCGAUGCACUUGCAUGGAAGGAGAGCGGGGAGCCCGGACCAGAUGCUAGCGGCUGGAUUGAGAUCGUGGCUCCGAGCAAGUGUGGCCCGGACCAAGAACAUGACUUCCCCAGCGCCGUGAAGGACACAGAAGUAACGCACGUCAAGAUCACUAUCAUUCCAGACGGAGGUGUGAAGAGGCUCCGUGUGUUUGGUAAGAGAGCAUAA
Molecule: messenger RNA, 1065 nt
Organism: Colletotrichum truncatum
Lineage: Eukaryota; Fungi; Ascomycota; Sordariomycetes; Glomerellales; Glomerellaceae
Product: allantoicase
Biological process (GO): allantoin catabolic process
Molecular function (GO): allantoicase activity
Source: RefSeq, a predicted model, not a curated record